AUGACCAAGACCAUCGCAGACGCAGAGAAUAUUUACACUAGAGCUGUGACAUACGAAGUAGAGAACGAGUGGAAUAACGCGUUCAAGUUAUACCUUGAAGCAGCUGAAGCGUUUCUUCAUAUCAGCCGCAGUUCCGAUUCAAGAUACAGGAACAACGCUGCCAAGGCGCUCGAAAGAGCAGAGAAGAUCAGACAAUACAAGUCAGAUCUCGCCCCCAUUUCAAUAGAUCAAUUCUCAAAACGCGAACCAAUCGACGUCAUUCCUACUGCAUCACUAACUUCCCUCGUUCUCCUUCCAAGCGAUAUCAUCCAGACAAUCGUCAACGAUUGCUCAGUAUGCGCUUCAAUUGCAGUUUGCAUACAACAUCACCUCCGCUUCAAAUCAAACCUACUACUCUCCUCCUUGUACCCUUCCAUUCACGACGGCAGAUAUGACCUCAAAGUCCUCGUCAAUGGUGAUUUCCGUCGCGUAAUCAUCGACGACCGUCUCCCCUUUGACCACAACAACAAUCUCCUCGGAGUAUCCACCGGCCCAAAGAACCAACUCUGGCCCUCAUUCGUAGAAAAGGCCUACAUGAAACUCAUGGGCGGAUACGAUUUCCUCGGCUCAAACUCUGCCAUAGACCUCCACGUCCUCACCGGCUGGAUUCCAGAGCACAUAGAUCUACAAAGCGCAUCCUUUGAACGCGAACGAACCUGGUCCCGCAUCAUCACCGGCUUUCCAAAAGGCGAUUGCAUCAUGACCGUCGGCACAAACGACAAAACAGCGCUCAAGAUCGACAACGUCAAUCUCCUCCCCUCACACGACUACGCAGUUACAGACAUCAGAGAAUCUCAUGACGAGCGCUGGGUCACGCUUCUCGACUCGCGUAUAUGCACACCGUCGUGCGAGUGUGAUAGUAGUGCAUGUCCUAGGGUUCUUGAUAUGCGCUGGGACGAUAUAUGCGCGACUUUCGAAGGGUUAUACAUCAGCUGGACACCCAGCCUCUUCAACAACACCAUCGCUUUCCACGGAUCAUGGCAGCCCGAAAACUCGGAAGAUAUACCACGAGCUUCAACCCACCACCUCCGCCUCAACUACCAAAAAGACCCAUCAGACGCUAACGAAAUCGAAAUCUGGGUCCUCCUCACGCGGCAUCUCCGCGAUACGCGCCGAACGAGCGAAUACAUCGCGCUUAGUGUGCAAGAGGAUGAUACGAUUUUUGGGAAUCCGGAAGACGUCGCACUCAAGAGCAACUACACAAACAGCACACACGUCCUCUCGCGCAUCAAACUCUCCCAAAACCAGACCUCAGGCUCCCUCUAUUUAUUAGCAUGCUACGACGGCCAGUUUGAGGAGGUUGGGUUCACGAUCACUGCUUAUUCUUAUUCUUCUAUCGCUAUUUCGUGGGAUACUGUCGUCCCUCCACCUCGUUAUACGCACAAGAUCGACGGGACGUUGACUAGUAAAACUGCCGGGGGGAACUGUACGCAUCCGACGUAUAUGGUGAACCCGCAAUAUCACCUCCGACUGCAUAACGCCAGCCCCAGCCCCAGUACCUGUAAACGCCACAGCGCGAACGCGAACACGAACAGUAAAACCCAAGUCAUACUCACCGCACAUAGUACCAGGGAUAUUUCCUUGAACGUUACUGCUGUAUGGUCUCAAGGCGAACGCAUAUCAGAAUUGACUCAGAAAGAAGUAGUAGCUCAUUCAGGACCUUACACAUACGGGCAUGCACGCGCCGCUGCUCAUCUUGCUGCUGGCGACUACACAAUCAUACUAUCAGCCUUCGAACCAGACCAGACGGGGAAAUUCACGCUCAAAGUGGAGAGUCCAUCUCGGUUUGAGAUCAAGCCGAUACUGCAGGAGGGUGCGGGGAUGUAUGCCAAGACUGUUCGUGGGGAGUGGAAUUCGACGACAGCUGCAGGGGCUCCCAGUCAAAAUCGGUAUCACCGCAAUCCAGUCUAUGAGUUUAACAUCCCAUGCGCUUCUGAAUUUGGCGCCCGUCUCCAACUCCUCCACCGCGCCCCAGGCGUAUCCACCAACCUCUCCCUAUUCCCUAGCUCAAGCUCAAACCUCCAACGACCCAUCACAUCCUCCGGACCCUACUCCGACGCACUCUCAGGCGUAGAUAUUCCCAAGCGGCCUUUGGCGGCGGGAAAGUAUUACCUCGUGCCUUCGACGUACCAUCCUGGGGUGCAGGCUCAGUUUAGGGUUAUCAUUUAUAGCACUGUUUCAGGGAUCGAGGUUUCUUUGCGGUAA
This is a messenger RNA of Suillus paluster, 2244 nucleotides long. RefSeq lists its product as uncharacterized. Bases 1 to 2244 code for a protein of 747 amino acids. NCBI's taxonomy places the organism in Eukaryota, Fungi, Basidiomycota, Agaricomycetes, Boletales, Suillaceae. The record is from RefSeq and is a predicted model, not a curated record. The transcript has 20 exons. Gene Ontology annotation, molecular function: calcium-dependent cysteine-type endopeptidase activity. Gene Ontology annotation, biological process: proteolysis.